AUGCGAUUAUCGUCUUCUCCAGCUAGCGAGAUCCCCACGACGAGAAAAUCGCAGUAUCAGAGAAACCGCUCCGGCGGUGGCCGAAUCGCACCCGCCGUAUCUCAAACCGGAAACGGAAUUAGUUUCAAAAAUUCGCCAUCUCUCAGCGGGAAGAUCAUUUCGAAAAUCAUUCGGACGUAUCCUCGAGUCACCAUCAAGGAUCUUCGUCUCCGACGCGUGUUCUCUCCGAGCUCGAUCUCCAUAGACUGGGAAUUCAAACCCAAAGGGGAAAAUCAAUCCAAGGCACAAAAUGAGGAAUCUCAAUGCGAAUCUCUCAAUUCGAAUGUUGUUAAAGAAGGAAACAAAAUCGAUGCUGAUAAAUUAGGAAAUGUAGAAGUAGAAGAUUUCCUGGAGACGACGCCACCUGAAUCCGAAUUGUUGAGCAGUGAACCUUUCCCGGCGGUGAAUGAAGCAGAGCGUAUAUGUGAAGAGACUAAUGGAUCAGCAGUGAAGAAAAGUGUUACGAAUCUCUCCAGCAAAUCGGUUCUUCAUCAAUGUUCUCGUGCAAAGAUGUUCAAGAACCAUGGCUCCUUCAGCUACAAGAGAAUGCUCCCAUACUUGAUGCAAGCUGCAGAUGAUGGAACAUCAUCAGGCCGGUGUUCAAAACCUGAGAAAUCUUUUGGCCAGAGUCCUGCAGUUAUAAAUUUGCCCUGUGACAAAGAAACCGUGGAGACCAAAAUUGCUUGUUCUGAGGAUCCAAAAGAGGAAGUAGCUGAAUUGAUGACAGGCAAGUUUCAACUUCCUGUUAUGCAAUCUGUGGACAGAGUCUUCAACAACAACAAUUCGGCGGGAAACUUAUGUGGAAACAGUAGCCCAUUGAAGAGGGUGAUUGCGUCCAGCCCCAACAAGAAACCUGCAUGCUCUAAGCGGAAGUUAUUUAAAACACCAGGCUCUGUUAAUUACAGAAGAAUGCUUCCAUAUCUUAGAGAUGUUCAAGAAGAUAAACCUCGCGUCCCUGAAACAGUCAAUCAUCAAAAAAACACAGAGGAGAGUACUCCAUCAUCGAUGCUAGUCUGUGAGAGUGAAGGGAAAUUGGAAACGGUGACAUCAAAUGUUGCUAGAGAAUCACCAGAUGAUUGCUUUAACGAAGACAAAGAGACAGUUCCUUGUGAAAGUGUUUCUUUAUCCCCAGAAGUUUCUGAUCCUGGCAAGGAACAAGAAACACAAGUUAAGCAUGUCAUCCCCAACACUGAAAAGAAUUUGGAAGUUCCUUGCAAUGAUUUAGGCGCUGAGGCCCCAUUAUCAUCUCCUCUUGCUACAUCUUCAUUGGGCGAAGAAAACAUUAACGGUGCAGAGAAAACAGAAGCUACAAGCUUCCCAGAGCAACUAGAGGCAAAUAGUCCGGAUCUAACAGCUGAGAUGCUUGACCCUACUGUGAUAUUGGCAACUCCUACCUCCAUUUCUCCCACAAAGGGGAUUCUGAAACGGAGUAUAAGAGGAUGCAGAGGGAUAUGCUCUUGUUUGAACUGCUCCUCCUUCCGUCUAAACGCAGAGAGAGCAUUCGAGUUCUCAAGAAAUCAGCUGCAAGAUACUGAAGUCAUGGUUUUGGAUCUCGUCGGAGAAAUAUCUCAUCUCAGGGAUUUGUUGGAGAAACAUGACAGUGAAUCCCACAAAAGUCAAGCUGGAGAAGCUGCAAAGAGAGCAUCUGAGGCAGCAGAGCUUGCGCAAAGCCGUCUCCACCAAAUGAACGAAGAUCUUCAAGUUCAUUGCAGAAUCCCCAACGAACAACGAGCAAGAGUGAAAUUCGCUCAUUACGUUCACGAGAAGACUAUCCUAAAAGCAUUUGAACCUAACAACUUGAUCCAUACAUCAUCACCCUGA
Messenger RNA from Microthlaspi erraticum, 1860 nucleotides. The record is from the annotation of a GenBank genome assembly. Lineage: Eukaryota; Viridiplantae; Streptophyta; Magnoliopsida; Brassicales; Brassicaceae.